Messenger RNA from Haliotis rubra (blacklip abalone), 1176 nucleotides. Its product is annotated as putative protein FAM47C. The transcript is spliced from 2 exons. Lineage: Eukaryota; Metazoa; Mollusca; Gastropoda; Lepetellida; Haliotidae. The record is from RefSeq and is a predicted model, not a curated record. Bases 1 to 1176 code for a protein of 391 amino acids.
AUGUACAACCUUGCAAGUGACCUGAUCACAGACCGUGUCGAGACCAGUGCCAGUCAUCCCCCAUUAGACCAUGUUGAGACCAGUGCCAGUCUUGCUCCAUUAGACUAUGUUGAGACCAGUGCCAGCCAUCCCCCAUUAGACCAUGUCGAGACCAGUGCCAGUCUUGCUCCAUUAGACUAUGUUGAGACCAGUGCCAGUUAUCCCCCAUUAGACCGUGUCGAGACCAGUGCCAGUCAUCCCCCAUUAGACCAUGUUGAGACCAGUGCCAGUCUUGCUCCAUUAGACUAUGUUGAGACCAGUGACAGUCAUCCCCCAUUAGACCAUGUCAAGUCCAGUGCCAGUCAUCCCCCAUUAGACCAUGUCGAGACCAGUGCCAGUCAUCCCUCAUUAGACCAUGUCGAGACCAGUGCCAGUUAUCCCCCAUUAGACCAUGUUGAGACCAGUGUCAGUCAUGCUCCAUUAGACCAUGUUGAGACCAGUGUCAGUCAUGCUCCAUUAGACCAUGUUGAGACCAGUGCCAGUCAUCCCCCAUUAGACCAUGAUGAGACCAGUGCCAGUCAUCCCCCAUUAGACCAUGUUGAGACCAGUGUCAGUCAUCCCCCAUUAGACCAUGUCGAGACCAGUGUCAGUCAUGCUCCAUUAGACCAUGUUGAGACCAGUGCCAGUCAUCCCCCAUUAGACCAUGUUGAGACCAGUGCCAGUCAUCCCCCAUUAGACCAUGUUGAGACCAGUGCCAGUCAUCCCCCAUUAGACCAUGUUGAGACCAGUGCCAGUCAUCCCCCAUUAGACCGUGUCGAGACCAGUGCCAGUCAUGCUCAAUUAGACCAUGUCGAGACCAGUGCCAGCCAUGUUCCAUUAGACCAUGUUGAAACCAGUUACAGUCACCCCCGAUUAGACCAUGUUGAGACCAGUGCCAGUCAUCCCCCAUUAGACCGUGUUGAGACCAGUGCCAGUCAUUCCCCAUUAGACCGUGUUGAGACCAGUGCAAGUCAUCCCCCAUUAGACCAUGUCGAGACCAGUGCCAGUCAUCCCUCAUUAGACCAUGUCGAGACCAGUGCCAGUCAUCCCUCAUUAGACCAUGUCGAGACCAGUGCCAGUCAUCCCCAAUUAGACCAUCUUGAGACCAGUGCCAGGCAUCCCCCAUUAGGCAAUGUCGAGACCAGUGCCAGGCAUUAA